This is a messenger RNA of Syngnathus acus (greater pipefish), 784 nucleotides long. RefSeq names its product family with sequence similarity 136 member A (gene timcc). The record is from RefSeq and is a predicted model, not a curated record. The transcript is spliced from 3 exons. The coding region runs from base 193 to 609 and encodes 138 amino acids. Gene Ontology annotation, cellular component: cytoplasm. Lineage: Eukaryota; Metazoa; Chordata; Actinopteri; Syngnathiformes; Syngnathidae.
AAACUGACAGCGGAAGUAACCCGGAAGUAGCAAAACCGCCUUAGUAAACCAUGCUUGAAUGGAGGUGACCUUAGUGCCUAAUCUAUACUUAGGUAAAAUCAAUUUCGGACAGCUCCCUCGACCUAUGCGCCCACCUCGUAUUGUUUAACACAAAACGUAUAUUAUAUAAAGUAUUUAACGGAACGAGCAGACAUGGCGGAGGCUCACCAAGCACGCGUUCAGGCUGUGGUGGAGGAAAUGGUCCAAAGCCUGGAAAGGGAUCACAUCCGCAAAAUGCAGGCUCGCAUGUUCAAGUGCAGCGCGGACUGCUGUGAUCGAACCACGGACUCCAUGACUCAAGUGCAUCAAUGCAUCGACAGGUGUCACACUCCUCUGGCCAAAGCCCAGGGGCUCGUCACUAACGAGCUGGAGAAGUUUCAGGACCGUCUGGCCAGAUGCACAAUGCACUGCAACGACAAGGCGAAGGAUCUGUUUGACUCGGGUGCCAAGGAGCCCGCCGUCCGGUCGCUGAUGGAGCGAUGCGUGGGCAGCUGUGUGGACGACCACAUGAACCUGAUCCCCAGCAUGACCCGUAGAAUCCAGGAGAACCUGGACUCUAUACCCCAAUGAGACAACAAAUGUCAACACUUGCACUUAGUAGGAGACGUGGUAUUCAAAUGGUCCAGAAUGCCAGAAUUUGAAUCAUUCACAAGGUGUUGAACUGUCACAUAUUUAAGAAGUUUGUCAUUUGUAAUACAAGGUCUGUCUCUGUGAAACAAUUAAACAUGGAACAAUGCAAUGUUAA